Molecule: messenger RNA, 416 nt
Organism: Penaeus vannamei (Pacific white shrimp)
Lineage: Eukaryota; Metazoa; Arthropoda; Malacostraca; Decapoda; Penaeidae
Source: RefSeq, a predicted model, not a curated record
CCGGAGGCGCGGUUCUGGUUGCAGUCAUGGCGCCCAAACCGACGCCCAUUCCCGGUGGUCCUAAGCUCUCUCGCGCGCCCACGCCAGGUAUCCAGAUCAUGGUGGUGUUACCCGGAGGUGACAUCAUCGUCGGGGAAAUGGGGGGUACACUGCGGGCGUAUCGGCAGCUGGAGAAGAAGUCGGAGGAUGGGCGGCCGAUCUGCGCCCCUCCACCACGCGCCCACGGAACAGUCAAGUACACCCACCCGAAGGACCCGACGCAGCCACUCCUGUCGCAGAUAUGGUCAGUAGCGGUCGGGUCCACCAUCACGUCCCUGAGCCUGGUGGGUGACCUGCUGGUGGUGGGGACGGCGCAGUCGGAGAUGCACGAGCUGGUCCUGCCCUCCACCGACGACUCCAGCAGCGGCGGCGCGAGA